AUGCCAAUCUCACGUGCGAAAGCCUGCUUCCUCUGCAGGGACGCCAAAGCCCGGUGCGACAGGGCGACCCCUGAGUGUUCUCGGUGCGCGUCGCGGAAGCUCAGAUGCGUGUACGAUGGAAGGAACGGCUUCCGGGGCGCAGGCUCGUCCUAUCCUUACCCUUCGCAUGUAGCCUUACAGUCUCUGGGGCCUCAGGAGACGAUGAACCCUCUGACCCCACUCGGAGAUCAACAGCAACAAGAUGAGUCGCUUGCACGGUUGCUUUUGUCUUCCACUGAGACGCAGCAGCCUCUGGGAGUGGAUGAAUCAGUAGAAGAAGACGAUGCUUGGACUGCCGAUGGGCUGCUGGGAAGGGAUCCCAGCGUGGAUCCCCUCCUGGAGCUUGACCUCAAUGGGGAUACCUUUGCAUUAGGAGACAUUGAGCCUCACAACUUCGCUGACAAGGGGACAAUAAACCCUAACCUUAUUAGGCCCUGGAGAUUAGCGGCAGAUAUGCCAGAGGACAGUAACGCGUAUUCCCAUGAGACAUGGACCAUGCAGGAGAUCGUGACGAGCUCGACUGCCACCAGUCAGAAAGAUCUUGCCGCUCUCACUUCAACUACAACCACCACCACGACUGCCGCUACUGAUAAGAGCGGCUCGUCAGGUCACCCUCUCCUGAUGAAUCCCCUGUUCCACUCAUGUACGAUGAACUCGAUCCUCCUAGGCCAACUCACCAGCUACCCAAAGAUGAUGAUUGAGGGGGAUCAACUACCCCCCUUCAUCCAUGCACCGUGUCACAUUGACAACGACCUGGCCCCUGGCUGCGGAGAGAGGAGUCGUCACCAGUGCUUGCCCCAAGAAUUAGCCAUCUGUGCGAGUCUAGUGCAGAUGUUCUACGAGCGUACCAAGGCCAAUACGGAUUUCGUCUGGACUUUGAUAUAUGAGGAGCAAGACAGGCUUCAGCGGGAGUACUUCAAGUUCUCUUCAACGCAGCAACUGGCUGCCACACAAUCAGCCUUGGUACUCCUUCUUCUGCAGGCAUCAGAUCCAAGCACCGUCGAGAUUCAUAAUUCAGGGCAUCUGCUCAACACUGUUGUGGUAAGAUAUUCUCGCAUCAACUGGUUCCGUCGAAUAACCUCACCUGAAGAUCCAAAAACUAACUAUAUCCCUGUUUCCUUCGGUGCGAAGUGUUUCGUCGAACAUAUGGCACGAACGAACGAAUGGGCGACUGACGCACGAGACGCCGUCUCAAAUCGGCGCGAAUGGGUGUUUAGGGAGAGCAUACGCAGAGUUCUUGUAGUCCUGCACAUUGUUGCGAGGCUGCUCGAUGGGUUUGUACGCGGUGGCUGCACACCCGCUCCUGGGAGCAGCUUCCGAACGAUACCGCUCCCAUCAAGCCGCGACUUGUGGGAGGCUCGCACAAGUAGGGUGUGGACGAGGGACUACAAGAAGAACAUGGCAGCGAGGACCACGGACAAGGUGCUCACGGUAGGAGACGUUUUGGAAUCUGGCGGUGUGAGUAGGUCAUGUAGUGGCAGAGGUCCGACGACUCCUGAGCUACUGCCGGAGGUGAUGAGACGGGCUGGGGGCCUGGACACGCUGGGGAUGCUCGUAUGGAUGGUGAUACCGUUUGAAGAUGCUAGGGAAGUACACGAGCAUGAGGCGAUGAUAUGCUGGUCCUAG
Molecule: messenger RNA, 1665 nt
Organism: Clonostachys rhizophaga
Lineage: Eukaryota; Fungi; Ascomycota; Sordariomycetes; Hypocreales; Bionectriaceae
Source: the annotation of a GenBank genome assembly